Messenger RNA from Scatophagus argus, 1561 nucleotides. Its product is annotated as 5-hydroxytryptamine receptor 1E. Gene Ontology annotation, biological process: adenylate cyclase-activating adrenergic receptor signaling pathway. Gene Ontology annotation, cellular component: membrane. Gene Ontology annotation, molecular function: G protein-coupled receptor activity. The record is from RefSeq and is a predicted model, not a curated record. Lineage: Eukaryota; Metazoa; Chordata; Actinopteri; Scatophagidae. The transcript has 2 exons. The coding region runs from base 415 to 1551 and encodes 378 amino acids.
GAGUGCAUCAACAGCCUUGGCAGGAGGAAUGAACAGCAGCUACAAGAAGGAACAGGCUCAUGUAGUUCUGCUGUUUUUCUCUUCACGGUCAGAUGAAUGACAUACUCGUCGCAUGGAUUAACGGCAUCUUAAGUGUAUUUUUGUUUUCAUUUUUUUCUGUCUGUUCAUGUGAAGAGAGCGGAAAACUUACGGUGCAGCUUUGUGCAACAGGAACGCAAUACGGGCAUCGCGUCUUGUUUUUUAUUAUUAUUAUUAUUAUUAUUUGUACUUAAAACACGCGGGAAACACGCGAGAAUAGAGAAUGAGAGAAGACCUGGUGGCAAAACAUCAGUGACUUGAACCCUUGAGAGAGUACCGACUCCCUGACAGUGAUCCCAGGGAGGGAGGAAGAAAGGGGCCAACCCAGAUCAAGAGAUGGACACAGAAAGCUACCCAGGGGGAAGUACCUCAGAGCCCAACAUCACAAACUGCUCCAGUGCACCUGCAACCCCCCUGCAGGCAGUCCAAUUCUCAGACUGGAUGGCAGUGGUGGUGGUUGUUCUCGGUCUCCUCACCCUCCUCACUGCACUAAUAAAUGGUGCUGUCAUCCUUGCCAUCUACACCACCAAAAAGCUACACCUGCCCUCCAACUACCUCAUUUGUUCUCUCGCCUUCACAGACUUCCUGGUGGCGCUCCUUGUGAUGCCCAUCAGCAUCCUCUACAUCACCAUGGAGACAUGGUCCCUAGGUCAGGUGGUAUGUGAGAUGUGGUUGAGCGUGGACAUGACCUGCUGCACCUGCUCCAUCCUGCAUCUAUGCGUCAUUGCCCUAGACCGGUACUGGGCCAUCACCAAAGCUAUUGAAUAUGCUCGUAAGAGGUCAGCCCGCCGUGCUGCCGUCAUGGUUGGAAUAGUCUGGGUCAUGUCAGUUUUCAUAUCCAUGCCUCCCUUAUUCUGGAGGCAGAGGCCCAGCAGCCGCAGUCUUCACCAGUGCAUCAUAGAACAUGACCACCUGGGGUAUACGAUAUACUCUACAUUUGGGGCAUUUUAUAUUCCCAUGAUCAUCAUUCUUUUCUUAUACUACAGAAUUUACAAUGCUGCUAAAACUCUUUAUCAGAAGCGUGGUUCUUCUCGGCACCUCAGCGGCCGCAGUUUGGGUAGUCAGAACUCUGGCGACCAUUGUCGUGUCUCCCACACAUUUUGUGUGUCAGACUUGUCCAACUCCGAUCCCACACUGGCUACUGACAAACUUACCAACAACAUUCGCAUUCCAUCCUUUGAGACAGAGAUGGAUGGCAGAGAUGAGAAGAACCAGAUCUGUACCUCACGAGAAAGGAAAGCAGCGCGAAUCCUCGGCCUCAUCCUCGGGGCCUUCAUUAUCUGCUGGCUACCUUUCUUUUUAAAGGAACUCCUGGUAGGUCUGCAAGUGUUACAGCCUUCUCAGUUUCUCUCCGACUUUCUGACUUGGCUGGGUUACAUAAACUCUCUCAUCAAUCCCCUGCUGUACACCAGUUUCAAUGAUGAUUUUAAGCUGGCUUUUAAAAAGUUACUCAAGAGAAAAGAGCGUGCAUAGAUCCGUAUAU